AUGGAUCUGGGUCAUGUUCUCCACCUCCUUAUUCCCUCAUGGAACUCUGUUGCUAUACUCGCAUUGUUCUUUGCUUACUUGGCCAUUGCUGGAUCUAUAUUGCCCGGCAAAGUUGUUCCCGGAGCCACCUUACCAGAUGGCUCUCGUCUUCAUUAUCGCUGCAAUGGUCUGCUAUCACUUCUGUUGCUGGUUGGGCUUCUUGGGUUUGGUGCUAAGAUGGAUUUCGUAUCACUUACCGCAAUAUCAGACAGAGGAUUUGAGCUGUUAUCAACAACUUUUCUGUUUAGUGUUCUGGUCACACUGGUACUUUACGCUGCUGGCUGCAAGUCAAGCAACCAAGGUUCUUCCCUAAAGCCUCAUGUGACAGGGAACCUUCUACAUGACUGGUGGUUUGGAAUACAGCUUAAUCCUCAGUUUAUGGGCAUCGACCUCAAAUUUUUCUUUGUUAGAGCUGGAAUGAUGGGCUGGCUUUUUAUCAACCUUUCGGUUCUUGCGAGAAGUAUACAAGAUGGCACCUUGAGUCAAUCCAUGAUCCUCUUCCAGUUGUUCUGUGCGUUAUACAUCCUGGACUACUUUUUUCAUGAGGAGUACAUGACCUCCACAUGGGACAUAAUUGCAGAGAGACUGGGUUUCAUGCUUGUAUUUGGAGAUCUAGUGUGGAUUCCUUUCACUUUUAGCAUCCAGGGAUGGUGGCUUCUGAGUAACAAGGUGGAGUUAGGAACAGCUGCUGUUGUAGCAAAUUGUUUGACUUUUCUGAUCGGGUACAUGGUAUUCAGAGGAGCCAACAAGCAAAAGCAUGUCUUUAAGAAGAAUCCUAAAGCACCUAUAUGGGGUAGGCCUGCAAGGGUCAUUGGGGGAAAGUUGCUUGCUUCUGGUUAUUGGGGAAUUGCAAGGCACUGUAAUUACCUUGGGGACUUGUUACUUGCACUGUCUUUCAGUUUGCCGUGUGGGAUAAGUUCCCCAGUUCCAUACUUCUAUCCAAUUUAUCUUCUCAUUCUGCUCAUAUGGAGAGAAAGAAGAGACGAAGCUCGUUGUGCAGAGAAGUACAAAGAAAUCUGGGCAGAAUACCGCAAACUUGUCCCAUGGAGAAUAUUGCCUUAUGUUUAUUAA
Messenger RNA from Prunus armeniaca (apricot), 1110 nucleotides. NCBI's taxonomy places the organism in Eukaryota, Viridiplantae, Streptophyta, Magnoliopsida, Rosales, Rosaceae. The record is from the annotation of a GenBank genome assembly.